AUGUAUCACCAACCGUAUGGCGAGGUGAACCAACUAGGCGGGGUGUUUGUCAACGGUAGACCACUCCCCAAUGCCAUUCGAAUUCGAAUUGUGGAACUAGCUCAGCUAGGGGUACGCCCCUGUGACAUAAGUCGAAAACUACGCGUCUCUCAUGGGUGUGUCUCCAAAAUAUUGGCACGUUUUAAUGAAACCGGAUCGAUUUUACCUGGAGCAAUAGGCGGGUCUAAACCUAGAGUGACAACGCCCAAUGUUGUGAAACAAAUACGAGUUUAUAAAGAUAAAGAUCCUGGCAUUUUUGCAUGGGAGAUACGAGACAAACUUCUAACAGACGGCGUAUGUGACAAGCAUAAUGUGCCGUCUGUCAGUUCCAUCAGCAGAAUUCUUAGGAAUAAAUCUUCACUUGGACCUGAAGGAAACUGUUCAAACAGUGCAAGCAAAAGCUGCCAAAAUGAGGCUCUACAGUUCUUGAAAGCUCCGUCCUCUUCUGACUACUCGUUCCAGCACCCAUAUCAACACAUAGCACACCCACAUCAUUGUCAAAGCCACCAAAGAAGUUUGUACAAAGCCCAGUAUUACCCUUACCCCUCAUCCCAAAUGGGGCACCCUCAAAUGAUGCCUUGCAACAGCCAUUACGAACAGUCAUGUAUGUCCGCCACGAUGGGUCUUCAAAUGCAAGCCACAAUGUCGUUUCAUCACACACCACCUGGAGUUGACUACUCUUCUCCAUGCAUGAUGCGAGCGUGGCCUUCGGGUCAUCCUAUGCACGACAUCUUGUGCUUCCCACAUCCAUCAGCUUCGUUUGCCAGCAAGCAUAUGCCUCUACACGUCGAAGGUAUGAUGUCCAGCAGCGUCCCUACUCAACCUUACAGCGUAGGGAGUUACUACAUGAAACCUCCUAUAGCGCCAAUGUACUUGCAAAGUUAA
This is a messenger RNA of Candidula unifasciata, 924 nucleotides long. Lineage: Eukaryota; Metazoa; Mollusca; Gastropoda; Stylommatophora; Geomitridae. The record is from the annotation of a GenBank genome assembly.